Messenger RNA from Closterium sp. NIES-65, 6150 nucleotides. The record is from the annotation of a GenBank genome assembly. Lineage: Eukaryota; Viridiplantae; Streptophyta; Zygnematophyceae; Desmidiales; Closteriaceae.
AUGACGACGUUGUCUCCCUCCCUUCCAUUACACCAUAAUGACGUACCGCAUCACCUGGAGAAGCAGCAGCAGCAGCAGCAGGAGCAGCAGGAGCAGCAACGGUCGAACCUGCUCGCCCAGCUUCACCCGCUUCCCUACUACAGCCACCUCCUCCUCGUCGCCGCCGUUAUGUUCAGUCUCGGGUACCUCUCAGCCUCCCCUUGUUCGACCGUUUUAUCCCCUCAGCCUCUUCCUGUCCGUUCCGAGUAUUCUCAGUCAGCGGAUAUUUCUCAAGCGGAUGCGUCUGGUCUCGAUACAAGCACAGUGAUCCGGUUGCAGCAGUCUGUCAGUCCGAGGCCACUAAAUCCAUCCCCAAAUGAGCAGCUCUCAAGUGACACGUGCGCCGCUCCCAUUGGCGUCCAGCUCCCGCCUUCUUCAUCAUCCACAACCGAACCUGUUACUGCAGCACCGGAAUGGACCCCACAACCCAACCGGUACCUUAUGCUUUCAUGCACCAACGGUGCAACCACCAAUCGCCUCCUUUGCUUUCAGAAGACCAUUCUGGCAGCGAUUCUCCUCAAUCGCACGCUGCUGGUUCCCGAGGUUCCUCUCUGCGUCCCUCGCUCUCAAGGCCGGCCGGUGGUGUAUUCUGAAACCCUAGACAUUGGCCACUUGUCCCAGUGCUUUGGAGACGAGUCUAUACCUGAGCAACCAGGUCUUGAAGCAGGUUCGCUGCCUCUCCGCAAGGUGAUAACAGGAUUAGAGUUCAACACUCUAAGAGGCGGUAAUGGGAGCGACUUAGUAGUUGAUAAAUUCUUCUGCGGUCAGGUGCAGUACAGCUGUACCUUCAUAGAUGGUACCUGCGGCGAGACGGCAGAAAUCAAGCUCUUACAGAAAGAGACUGUCCCGGAGGAGGAGGGUAAUCUCUUUGACCUGGCUCCUAAGAUAGCAGCUGCGACUGCUGACGUUCCUGUGCUUGCUCUGGGUGACCUCUUCUUCUCAUUCUUCAUGAGACUUACGAAUCUAGUCUCACGACCAACUCACUCCUUCCUUUUCACAUUUCUUCCUCCCGUUCACCCACUCUCUCAAACCCCCUUCCUCUUUGCCUCUCCCCCACCCCUCAUCCUCCGCCUUUUCUCUCCCCUCCCCAACUCCACUUUCCCCCCUGCUUCCGCCUCCUUCCCCCAUCAGCGCGUGGCGAUCUACUUCCGCCAAUCCCCCGCGCGCCAAUUCGUCGGCCUCCUCGCCUUCCUCUUCCUCCUCUGGCUCCUCUCCGUCUCCGUCUCCUCCCGCCGCUCCCGCUCCUCCUCCUCUUCUGUUUCUUCCUCUUCUUCCUCAGCUGAUUCAUCCGGCGUGAAAGCAGUGGAGGGGGGACAACAGGAGGGGGAGACGAGAGGGGAGAGAGUGGAGAGAGAGAAGAGACACAGUGGAGGUGUGGAGCGAGCGAGUGACGAAGGCAGAGAGAGGAUGAGUGGGGAAGGCCGAGGAGCAGAGGACGAGACGUGGGCCGACAGCAUGGCACGAGAGUUGAGGGAGAAACGUCGACGGAAGGAAGAAAGACGGAAGCAGGAGGAGCAGAUUCGGAAACGCGGGGGAAAGGAUAAGGAGAAGGAGACGGGGGAGGAAGAGGAGGUGGAGAAGUUGGGGGGGAGGCGAGAAUUAGACGAAGCAACAGUGAGGGCGAAGGAGGAAGAGUUGGAGGUAGAGAGAAGGAAGCAGGAAUUGGAUGAGGAAUUGGAGAGGCAGAGAGAGGAGCUCGCGAACCAACCCAGAGACGAGGUCCCGGACCUGAAGCUCAGGAACGGCAGCCGAGGCUUGGGAGCCACCGGGGCGAGGCUCACCGACCCUCUUGGGCUGGUCCGGGACGAAGCAGGCGUGGAAGGGCAGGGAGGAGGGGAGGGACGUUGGAGCGGGGAAGGCAGGGGAGUGAUGAUGGGGAAUUCAAGCUUGAACCUGCUGUCUUCACGAGGAACGAUCAGAAAAGAUUUUAGGAAGGAGUGGGCUAAGGGGAUGUUGAGGGACGGGCGAGCGAGGGAGCUGGCAGGGGAAGGCGCGAGAAUGUGGAUGGGCAGAGCGAGGAGGAGGCAAAGGGAGAGGGGGGAGCUGGGGAGAAGGGGAGGGGUUCUUGGAGGAAGGAAGGGGGGUUGGCCAGCGGACGGAUGGGCAGGAGGGGGGCUUGAGAGAGAAGGAAGGGGAGGGGCGGAAGGGAGAGAAGGCGGAGAAGGGUUAGGAAUUGGUGUGGGGAACAGGAGUGCUGCUGCAGGGGGCAUUUCACGGGAUUUUGAGUCCCACAGUUCCGAAGCCGAAGCUGUGUGGAAGGAACGGCAGAAGCAGGUGGUUGCCGCCUUCCGGCACGCUUGGAAGGGCUACCGAACCUACGCGUUUGGUUCGGACGAGCUCAUGCCGUUGAGCCGAGGCGGGGAGGACGGGCUGGGCAGGCUCGGGGCUACGAUAGUGGACGGUCUAGAUACUGCGAUGAUUAUGGGGAUUAAAGACAUAGUAGACGAGGCUGGCCAGUGGGUUGCUACUACUCUGCCUGAGAAAAUCAACCAUGCCGGGCAGCAAGCCAAGAGGGGUGCAGUCCCACGCCCGUACCUCUGUCAGACGUGUACCUGGCUGGCCCAGCAGCGGCGUGUGCGUGCGUGCUGUGACUCUUCCUCACGCUUCCUUCGCUUCUCCUUCCAACACGUCUCCUUUCCUCCGACCAGCUAUGUCGAGCGGGCCAUGGGGGGCGGACUGAGCAGCACAGCAGAGGGCACGACAGUGCAGCUGGACUAUGCCCAGCGGGUCAUGGGGGGCGGGCUGAGCAGCACAGCAGAGUGCACGACGGUGCAGCUAGAGGGUAUACGCCCAGCGAGCCAACGGCGGCGGGCUGAGCAGCACAGCGGAGUGCACGACGGUCCAGCUGGAGUUCUGGGAAUUGACUACGCACAGCGGGCCAAUGGUGGCGGGCUGAGCAGCACAGCGGAGUGCACGACGGUCCAGUUGGAGUUCUGGGAGCUGAGUAGACUGACGGGGGAGAGGAAGUACGGAGCAGCAGCGAUGCAGGUGAUGGAGCACGUGCGGGGGCUGCAUCGACUGGAUGGAUUGGUGCCGAUAUACAUGGACCCCGACUCUGGUAGGUUCUCAGGUGAAAACAUCCGUCUGGGCUCAAGGGGAGACAGCUACUACGAGUAUCUCAUCAAGGCGUACCUGCAGCAGCGGGACCAAACCCCCGCGCUGCUGCAAGUGGUAACCACAAGCUUUCCAGCAAGCGGUGAUGGGCGAUCAAACGGCACCGAUGCAGCCGGUGCUGGUGCUGGUGCUGGUGCUGGUGCUGGUGCUGGUGCUGGUGCUGGUGCUGGCGGUGGUGACAAGAGCAGGGAAGGAGUAGGAGCAAGAGAAGGAGUAGGAGCGGGAGGAGGAGAUGGAGCAGGAGCAGCAGGAGGGAAGAGGGGCGCGCAUGUGGAGUAUCUGGCGGAGAUGUUUGACGAGGCGGUGGCGGGCAUGCGCAAGUGGCUGGUGGCGCGCAGCCACCCCAAGGGCCUCACCUUCAUUGCUGAGCGGCCGUCAGGGCUGACAGGGGAGAUGCACCCCAAGAUGGACCACCUGGUGUGCUUCCUGCCAGGAUCUCUAGCCCUGAGAGCGACUGAGGGGCUGACAGAGGCAGAGGCAGCAGCAAAGGGCGUGCUGACACAGCAGGGGAGGGAGCUGCUGGACUUGGCAAGGAACGUGACGGAGGCGUGCAUUCAGAUGUAUCAAGUGACAGCCACUGGGCUGGCGCCUGAGAUAGCCUACUUCAACAUGCGCGACGAUUCUAAGGAGUACAUGGGGACAAGGCACGACGCCGAGUAUGGGAGGGACAUUCAGAUCCACCAGGCGGACCGGCACAACCUGCUGCGACCCGAAACGGUGGAGGCGCUGCUUUACAUGCACCGGGUUACUGGGAACACACGGUAUCGCGAGGCGGGGUGGAAGAUGUUCCAAGCAUUUGAACAACAUACGCGUGUGGCAUCAGGCGGAUACACUUCGCUUGACGAUGUCUCUCGGGUGCCCCCUCCAAAGCGUAACAAGAUGGAAACGUUCUUCCUCGGGGAAACCCUCAAGUACUUCUACCUCCUCUUUGGGGAGAAGGAUGUUCUUCCAUUUGACAAAUACGUCUUCAAUACAGAGGCUCAUCCACUGCCAAUUCCAAGGGCCACCGCGGGAAAUGGCGGCAGCGAGAAUGUCGGGAGUGGUGGUGACGGCGCGCCUUCCGCAUCGCUCUCUGCGCGAGGCAUAGUUCUUCAGCGAUUCGUCAGCGCGGGAGAUCCUAUGAGCGGCUGCCAGCUGGCGUGGUCGCUGCGCGCCGAUUCGCUGCGCUCCGGCGUGGCUGGGGAAGCGGAGAGGCGCAGGGAAGGGGAGGGGGAGGAGAGGGGGAAGGAAAACCUGGAUGGGGAGAGGAAGGAUGAGAGAGAAGCCCAAGGAAUGGCGGAAGGUGGUGUCAUGGCGACCAAGGUCGAAGGGCAUCUGUUUCAGGAUGGCAGGCCUCUGUACGCGUUUAGAGGAAAUGUGCUUGUAACAGAUUCACAGUCAGGAGCGCAAUUCACGUCAGGCCAUCUUAGCUGGAAUGCCCCUGCAUCCCGCCUGUUGCUCACAGAUUCUGUGAGCUGCAGCCUUCCUGGAACCUUCCACGUGAGUCUGCCUCGUGUCUCCAUCACUCGAGCAUCUCUCGCUCAGUCUGUCUCCUCUCAAGGAGAACCCAGCCCAGCAGCAGGAGCUGCAGGGGAAGGUGCAACUCCUGCAGCAGCAGCAGCAGCAGCAGAAGAGAACUUGGCCGAUGAGAAAGGGGGAACAUAUGAAGCAACUAUCAGUGUGGCUAGUGAUGCGAGGAGAGCCAGAGCACCGCAUGAAGAGGAGGUAUUGCAGCAGCAGCAGCAUCCUCGGCUGAUAUCCCAGCAGCAAAUGUCAAUGCAGCAGCAGGAUCAGGAGCAGGAGCAGGAGCAGGAGCAGGUUGAGGAGCAUCAGGAGCACAAGUCAAUGGCAGAAGUACCCUGGUGGUUAUCCGCUGAUGCUCAUGUGGUCGCACAGGGCCCUGUCAAAGGCUGGGUCAGCCUGCCGUCCUCGUUAGUAUCUGGCUCGUUAAGAGGCAUUUCGAGGCUGAUCAAGGAUGCUGAAAGUAGUCAACGGCAGCAGCAGGGGGCGGUAGGGCAUGGGCGGCAUGGGUUGGCAGGUAGUGGUGGAGGUUUGAAGCGGAGGGAUGCGGGGAAGAGUGGGAGAGGGAACGAGAGCGCGUGGACAGGAGUGGAGUGUUCAGGAGGGUUUGAGUGGAAUGUGCCACGUGGAGAAAUCUCAUUGGUUGGGCCGAUCUCAGCAUCAUGCCCGAGUAUGGACGGGCAGGCGAAGAAGAUUGGUGGUAUCCCUGUAACUCGUUCUACCGCCACUCCCCCUCCAAUCGCCGAAGCCACUGCUUCCAUCUCAACGUUAUCCGUGCAAGCUGGUGCUGACGUGGCUUCAGGAGACAGCGGCAGCGGCGGCGCCAGCAUGGCACACAAUGCUGUUGCUUUGUGUGAAGCAACACGGGAACGAGAAACCUCAGCAUUGUGUACCAGCAGCAGCUAUGGUCCUUUGGGCCUUGGUGCAGACGUGCUAGGGUUUCGAGGUUCACCUUCCAUUGGUGUGGAGUACAGCACUCGAGGGGCGCCCAAGCAGUUGCCCUACGACUGCAGCCACAUCGCGAUGACCUACACUGCCCUCGCCAUCCUCGCCACCCUAAAUGAUGAGCCUGUUCCCAGUCUUCCUGUCAGCGGUGACGUUUGCAAUGCCGGUUCCAGUGGUGGCUCCAACGCCAGUUGCACUGCUGAUUGCAGUGUCAGCUGCAAGGAAAAUUCAGUGGUAGGGUGCUGUGAGGGGGAAAGGGCAGGGUGUGCAGGCGAGGAGGCGAAAGAGAGGGGCAGCGAGGGGCCGGGUGCGAGGUGUGGGGAUGGGGUGGAUGCAGCAGUGUGUGGGACAGCAGGGGAGCGGGGGGGCAUGGCAGGGGAGGUGCGAGGCAUGGCAAAGUCGCUGCUAGAGCUGCAGCUGCAAGACGGGAGUUUCAUGCCUGUUGCUUGCGGGAGCGAGUCCGAUAUGCGCUUCGUCUUCUGCGCUGGUGAGGGGUGGUUAGGGGUGCUGGGGGGUGGUGAGGGGCGGCGAAGGUGUGGACGUAUCACGUAA